Messenger RNA from Eremomyces bilateralis CBS 781.70, 1362 nucleotides. Its product is annotated as RNA-binding domain-containing protein. NCBI's taxonomy places the organism in Eukaryota, Fungi, Ascomycota, Dothideomycetes, Eremomycetales, Eremomycetaceae. Gene Ontology annotation, molecular function: RNA binding. Bases 1 to 1362 code for a protein of 453 amino acids. The record is from RefSeq and is a predicted model, not a curated record. The transcript has 4 exons.
AUGUUCAUCGGGGGAUUGAAUUGGGAAACAACAGAGAAAUCACUGAAAGACUAUUUCUCACAAUUUGGAGAAGUCACUGAAUGCACUGUGAUGCGUGAUGGUGCCACUGGUCGCUCUCGAGGAUUUGGCUUCUUGACUUUCCGAGACCCGAAGACCGUCAACAUCGUCAUGGUCAAAGAACAUUAUCUGGACGGGAAGAUUAUCGACCCCAAGCGGGCCAUCCCACGUGAAGAGCAGGAACGCACCGCCAAAAUCUUCGUCGGCGGCGUCUCCACCGAAGCCACCGAAGCCGACUUUAAGAACUACUUCAAGCAGUUUGGCCGUGUCAUCGACGCAACGCUCAUGAUGGACAAGGACACUGGACGGCCCCGUGGCUUCGGAUUCGUGACCUUCGACGGUGACGAGGCAGUCGAUGCCUGCUUAGCUCAACCCCUCGACAUUCUCGGAAAGCCCAUCGAAGUCAAACGUGCCCAACCGCGCGGCAACAUGCGAGAUGACGACAACCAGAAAUUCGGUCGACGCGGAUUCGGACGCGGCGGCGGCGCGCCCCAGCACCAAGACAUGUCCAUGGAGGCCGGCAACCAGAACGCGAACAUGGGCAGCAUGCCGCAGAACACCCAAGGCAUGUCCCCGGCGAUGAUGGCACAGUACUGGCAGAAGAUGCAGCAGUACUUCGCCAUGAUGCAGCAGAACCUCCAGAUGGCGCAGCAGCAGCAGAUGGGCGGCGGGAUGCCGAUGGGUAUGAACCCGGCCAUGAUGCAGCAGAUGAUGGCGAUGCAGCAACAACAGCAGCAGCAGCAGCAGGGCCGCGGUCAGAACCCUCAGUCUCCUGGCAUGAACCCCGCCGCCAUGAUGGGCAUGAACCCCGCCAUGAUGCAACAAAUGCAAGCCCAGGCCCAAGCCCAACAGCAAGCAGCCAUGCAAGGUCAAGGCCAAGGCCCCGGCUCCGGCUCCACCCCCGGCACCCCUCCCGCCGGCCCCUCCGCCCAACUCCAACAACCCGGCGCCCCCAACCCCACCGGAACCAACGGCGCCAACCCAAACCCCUCCCGCGGCUACCCCGCCGAACCCUUCGACCAACAAAAAUACGACCGCCAACAACAGCAGCGCAUGCAGCAAUACGGCGCCCACGGCGGCUUCGGCAGCCCCACCAGCUGGGAUGGCAUGUACGACGGCGACCCGCAGCCGGGAGCGGGCGGUGGACGUGGCGGAAUGAGUCCGGGGGGGGAUGCACCGGUGCAGCCGAGUCAGGCGCCGGCGAAUGCGCCGACGGGGCCGAAGAAUGCGGGGAGGCCUGGGGCGAAUUAUCGGGGGGGUGGGAGGGGAGGGCAUCGGGGAGGGUAUCAUCCGUAUGCAAGGUAA